UUGCGGUUCCGAAGACCAUUUUUGAUCUUCGCAAGCGAGGCAAGGCAGCGAUGGCGGCGAUGGAGUUGGAGGUGGAGAUGGAGGAGAAGUUGGCGACGGUUGGAGGCGAUAGGGGAGAGGCCACUCCGCCGUCGAAUGCUUCCUCCCCCGUACCUGGAGACGACAAUCGAAGUUGCGGAGUGAACCUGCCCGAGAAACUGAGGUCAGAGGAGGAUGGUGAUGAGAAGGAAGAGAACAGUCCUUCUACUGGGGGAUUGCGAAAGCGAGGAGCAGAUUUUCAUUCUCAUUGGAAGACAAGCCUAUGUUCCUUCUUCCGCCGGCCGCCUGGAGGGGUCUGCCGGCACGGCGACGCCUGCCGCUAUGCCCACGGUGAGGCUGAGCUCCGUCCGCGCCCGGAUAAUUCCUGGGAUCCGACCUCCGAGAGGGCCAAGAAGCUCCUCAAGACCAACGACGGCGACGCUAUCUCGAGCUUGACCGAGGAAGACGAAGAUGCUGCCGUUGAUUUGUCCGGCCUUGACAAGUGCCUUAUAGGUCUCCCUAAGAAGUGGGCUUCCGAAAACCUUAAGAGCUUCCUUGAUAGUCAGGGAAUUUCGUAUAAAACAGCAAAAAAGAAGAAAGGAAUGACCGUAGGUUUUGUGAGUUUUGCUGACGCUGAUCAGAUUUUAAGUGCUAUUGAGGUUUUGAAGGUAAAUCCUUUUAAUUGCAAGCAAGUAAAAGUUGCUGAUGCAGUUUGUAGAUCUCAGAAAAAGAAACAAACAAUGGAAAUCACUAAGUGCGGCUCAAGUACUGAGGAUGGCUCUCUUCUUGCCUCAGGGGACGAUGCAAAUGUGCAAGGCAUUCUUGCAAGGACAAAAGCUGUUUGUGAUGUAGUUACCCCUCUUGCUCAAAUGCCCUACAACGAUCAACUAGAGCACAAGAGAAAUUCAUUGCUUCAAACACUUAAACGACUUACUCGUAAUGCACGCAAGGCUUGCCCAGAUGCUGUUCCUCUUCCAGAAUGGGUUUUGAACUCUAGAGAAAUUGGAGGCCUUCCAUGCAAACUUGAAGGAAUACUAGAAUCUCCACUUGUUAAUGGUUAUCGGAAUAAGUGCGAGUUUUCAGUUGGAUAUUCUGUAGAGGGUAAACUGACUGUGGGGUUUAUGCUUGGGAAUUUCAGAGAGGGGGUGGUAGCAGUAGAAGAACCGGGCAGCUGUCCAAAUGUCUCCAGAAUAUCUUGCAAAUAUGCUAUGCUUUUUCAAGAUUUCCUACAGUCCUCUGUACUGCCUGUCUGGAGUAGAAUCGACAAUAUUGGGUUUUGGCGGCAAUUCACGGUUAGAGAGGGAAGAUGUCAUAGUCAAGUGGCUCUUGGUGGAACUGCACCCAAUGAAAUUGCCGAGGUCAUGCUUUUAGUACAGGUUUGUUCAUUGGGUCAUGAAGAAGAACAACUCAGAAGUGAAUUUAAUAGAAUGACAGAUGCUUUAGUGCAUGGAGCAGCUGCUUGUUCACCUCCUCUUCCUCUCACGGCAAUAGUAGUGCAGGACCACACGGGAAUAUCAAAUGCUGCCCCUGCUAAUUGCCCAUUAGUAACAUUGCAAUUGCCCAAGGUGGAUGGUGUCAAUUUUUCAGGAACAACUGCUACCACUGAAGCAAGAAUUCAUGACUAUAUCAGCAAUCUUCGAUUUUCCAUAUCGCCAACAGCUUUUUUCCAAGUUAACACUCUUGCUGCAGAAAAACUGUAUUCCCUUGCGGGUGAUUGGGCUGAUUUAAGUCCUGAUACAAUACUGUUUGAUAUUUGUUGUGGAACUGGAACUAUUGGUCUCAAUUUGGCUCAUCGUGUUGGAAUGGUUGUGGGAAUUGAAAUGAAUGAGUCUGCUGUCUCAGAUGCAAACAGAAAUGCUGAGAUUAAUGGUAUAAAGAACUGCAGAUUUAUCUGUGGAAAGGCAGAGGAUGUGAUGGGAUCUAUACUAAAGGAGUACCUUGAUGCACCAAAGCAGCAUGAUGUGGUUUCUCCUAAUCCAGGGAGCAAUGGUGCAGUUAUUGUUGGAAAUGAAAAAAAUAAAAUAAUCUGCGAAGAAGACCUCCAAGAUGAUACAGUUGCGUCCGCCAAUGUUUAUGCAGCUAAUCUGAGUGAGGCGGUCAAUGUUUCCGCCUCCGUGCUAGCCGCAGACGAUCCGAGCACGGAGUCGAUGCUUCCGUGUUUUGAGGAUAGUUCCAUGGACAAGCUUGCAGGCUCUACCAAAAGAAAAAAUGUCGAUGGGAGUUCAGAGCAGCCGCCGCAGACUGAAACUGGUGAUUCUUCAACAGUCAUCACAGCAGAUAUUUGCACAACCCAACAGGAUGAAGGCAGCAGAGACGCUUCUUAUGUUGGAAGAUGUAGUAGUAACAUAAGUAACGAUGGUGUCAAGUGUACACAGAAUCUGGAAAACUUAUUACCUGGAGAGAGUACGGUAACCAAGGUAACUGAUGCAGCUGUGCAUCAGUUCAAGAGAGUUGUUGCCAUUGUCGAUCCUCCACGGGUUGGACUUCAUCCUACUGUGAUUAAGGUUCUGAGGACUAAUCCACGAAUACGCCGACUUGUCUACAUCUCCUGCAACCCAGAAACUCUGGUUGCCAAUGCAAUUGAGCUAUGUACACCAACUACUGAUAAACUGGGAAAAGGCAAAGGAAACAGAGGAUGGAGGAAUAUGAGCAAUGCUGGUUUGGCGAGGUAUAGGGUGAAAUCUAUGCCGACCUCCGAGGCCUUCCGGCCUGUAAGGGCCAUGGGUGUGGAUCUGUUUCCACACACACCUCACUGUGAGAUGGUGAUGCUACUGGAGAGGUAGGCAUUGUUUGGGACGGCUUUCUUGCUGCUUCUUAAAGUAUCUUUCUAGUACAAAAAAUAAAAAUUUUUAUACUAAAAAUUGCUUCGGAAAGCAAUAAGAAAGCAAUCCCAAACGAAACCGUAGUGCGCCUACUGCGAUGGUUAUGAACAUACCAACGCUGCAAGAUGGUGAUCUUGAGAUGAAGUCCUUAGCUAUGGAUAGGAGGUUCACAAAUCAAGUAAUGAGCAUCAGUUUUAUGAGGUAUUCUGCUCCUCUUUUUGUUCUUUAUUUGCAUGGGAUUGUAAGAUUUUUGUCUGCAGAUGAGUAGGUUACAUCUUUGUUGAGUAAUUCUGUGAUAUUCUGAUAGAAAAUAAUGUGAAGAGGAACACUUCAGGAAUUCCUUUGCAGGAAUUUCAAUGGGCUAAGUUUACUUUGAA
Dendrobium catenatum is the source of this 3217-nucleotide messenger RNA. Its product is annotated as zinc finger CCCH domain-containing protein 24. Gene Ontology annotation, molecular function: metal ion binding; RNA methyltransferase activity. The record is from RefSeq and is a predicted model, not a curated record. NCBI's taxonomy places the organism in Eukaryota, Viridiplantae, Streptophyta, Magnoliopsida, Asparagales, Orchidaceae. Gene Ontology annotation, biological process: RNA processing. Bases 51 to 2801 code for a protein of 916 amino acids. The transcript has 14 exons.